GCUCGCUUACUCCUUUCAUUUCACUUUAUUUCGUUCGCAUGCACGCACGUUGGCCGCGGAGCAACAUCUCCAGCAAACAGAAACCGAAACUGAAACAAAAACAGCAACAGCAACAAAAAAUAAAACAUAAAACGUAAAAAAAAAAAAAAAAAAAAAAAAAACGAAGCUACAAAUACAAAUAACAAAAAACAAAUAACACGGCACGGCAGCAGCCGUCGCUCAGACGCGGAACUUGGCUCGAACUAUAGUUUAGUUUUUCAGUUUCAGUGGCCAGUGGCUAAAGUGCGGCGAUAUCGGGCGAAACGGUUAACGGUUGACGGUAGCCAGCGGUUCAGUACGCGCCAAAUCCUUUUUUUUCAAGUUUGUCAAUGUUUUCAAGUGGUAACGAAAGAUAAAGAAAAACACAUCAGUAUAUGUAAAGUAUAGGCAAGAAUCUGAAAGCCAAGAGUGGUAUGUGCCCCUAGUUUUGACCCAAGAGACCUACAAGUAAAGACCCCUGACAACCAGAACCACCCAGAACCAACCACCCACACACACACACGCAAACACAGGCACACACACACGCACACACACACAAACAGAAAAACACACAGUCUCAUUUCUCAGUCUCAAUCUCCAUCUCAAUCUUCAUCUCAAUCUCAGUCUCAGUUUCAAUCUCUGCUCCAAUCUCAGUCUCAAUCUCAAUCCCAAUCUCAGUCUCAUUUCGAGGAUCAAAAACGGAGCAGCAACAUCAAUCGAUUCAUUAUGUUUACAUAUUUUUUUCGAGUGCUUUAAGUUUUGGCAAUGGACGCAGACUGCUUCUACUUCUAAUCGAACCCAGUGACUACGCAACAUGCAACAUGCUGUAAAAGAAGAAGAAGAAGUUGACAAACAAAUGGUUAUUGUGAUCGCUAAGUGUCGUUUGAUAUGUGUUUAAAACUACUCGGUGAUUGCCAACGCCAACCAGCCAAAAUGGCCCAGCAUCGUUCGCUUGUCCGUCUCUACCUGCCCACCUAGAAGAAGAGCUGCCCGCCCAGAUGAAUGCCCAGCAGCCGCUGAUCCUGGAGCCUGGAUCCAAGGCCAGCAGUGUUGUUGCGGCAGCUGCCGAUCUAGAGGCAGCCACGGCCACGGCCUCGGCCACGGAGGCAACUGCAGCGGACAGCUAUGCCGCCGUGCAGCAGAAUGGCGGCCACGAGGAGCAGCGGGUCAAUGGCAACCACGGCUGUAGACGCGAGCAGCCGGAGGAUCGGCCCGACCAGCCGGAGCAGUUGGAUCACCAGCUGGAGGAGCCCAAGCCAGUCAACGACGUGGCCAACAAGCUGACCAUUAUCAAGACGCCGCUGAACAAGACGCUGCUGAAGAAGUGCAACAGCAACAGCAACGGCAGCCUGCAACUGCCACACGCCAACAAUGGCAGCACCAACAACACCAAUCUCCGCAACAACAGCAACAGCAGCAACAACAACAAUAGCAACAAUAACAACAUCGCGACCAGCAACGAUGUCUGCGAUUCCGGUUUGCAAAGCGGAAAUAGCAAUGAGCAAGAACCAUUUGGCAACAACGAUCGCCAUCACCACAUCUACCACCACCACCACCAUCACUACCAUCAUCACCAUGGCGGCGAUAAGAGCAAGGCGAGCGGCGACACUGCAUCCCCGUCCGACGCGGAUCACCCCAAGGACGAGCCCACAGCGCAGGAUAAUAGCGCUGGACAGGACAAUCAAGCAGGAGCAGCAGCAGGAGCGGCUGCAGGAGCUGCAGAGCCAGGAGGAGGAGCAACUGCAUCGGCAGCCACGUGCGGCCCCAGCAAGUGCAACAAGUGCAAUUCGCACAACAACAACAGCAACUGCAACAAUAACAAUAAUACCAUCAGCAACAACAACAACAAUAAUAAUAACACAAGCAGCAAUGCCAUUGCCAACAACAAUAACAACAACAACAAUAGCAGCAACAACAACAACAAUAAUAAUAAUAACCAUUACAACAAUUACAAUAACUAUUAUAAGAAAAAGUCUCGUAUGCCGCCCAUUUGCCGUUAGUAUUGCAUCCAUCUAUAUACUCUAUACACCCCGUAAAUCAUGCCUAAUCAUAAAUGCGUAAGACACCACCACCCACCACGCCCAGCCACCCCUGCCACCCCCUGGCUUAGCCCUACCCCCUACCCCUUCCCACACCCACACACACACAGAGACACGCAUUACUUACGCUCUCUAUCCCCUCUUACCAACCAAAAUU
Molecule: messenger RNA, 2214 nt
Organism: Drosophila yakuba
Lineage: Eukaryota; Metazoa; Arthropoda; Insecta; Diptera; Drosophilidae
Exons: 1
Coding region: 1017-2018 (333 amino acids)
Source: RefSeq, a predicted model, not a curated record